AAUUACCAUCCUAUUCUUACAACAAUCUUACAUAUCAAACAUAGCCUAAAAUUCACAUCUUAGCAUAUAUAAUCUCGUCUCUGUUCUUGUGUUUCAAACUUCUUUAUAAAAACUAAAAGGUAAAUCCUCACUAAGAUACUCCGUUUUGGGUUUUCUAAAGAUGAUUUUAAUUUUAGGAUACAAGAACUUGGGCUUGAGAGUAGCCCGUAGCCCAUCGAUUGAAUUAGACCCAUGCAAAAGUAAAAUAAUAAUGAAGAUGUAAAUAAAAUAUUUGGUAUUAACAGUCUUAUCCUACUCUCCGUCCUGCUCCACUCAAAUGGCGCUGACCAGUAUUGGCAUCAGCAACGGUAGUAGCAAUAGUGGUUAUGGAGUCCGAAUCCUCUGCGAAAACCCAACCAAACAAUUCUACACCACCCUCCCUCCUCGCUGCCACCAACUCUUCCCCAUCUCCCCCAGAACCCUCCACUUAACCUCCGCAGCCAAAAAGUUCUCCUCCCGAACUGGACGCCUCGACAGCAAGAACCGGAGGAGCACUCUCACGACGAAAGAACAAUAUGAGGAACAAAAGCAACAACGGACGGCGGAGAUUGAAGAAGAAAAUAAUGUUGUCGGGGUUGGCUUAGAUAACCUUGGUGGGAGUUCAUCUGAGGUUUCGGCUGAUGGGAAACCAUUUCCGGAACUUCCAGGUCUUCAACCAGAUUUGUGGGAAGGUCCUCAGUGGGAUGUUCUUGGUUUCCUUGUUCAGUAUUUGUGGGCUUUGGGCAUCGUUUUCGCGUUAAUUGCAUGUGGGAUUGCUGUGGCUACUUACAACGAAGGGGCAACGGAUUUUAAGGAGACUCCUGCUUACAAAGAGUCUAUCCAAUCUCGAGAGCUUUUAGAAGAACCCGAGGCCUCUAAUUCAGAUGUAUUUGAAUCAAACCCUACUGAAGUUGCACCCAGUUUGGAGUAGUUGCUGUAGAAUGAACACAAGAGGUCUUUCUAUCUUGGUUGAUAAACAAAUCACUUAAAAUUAGGGCUUUGUCCUUGAUUUGUAACCUAAUAUAUGCUUGCAAAUAUUGUAUCUUAAUGAUUUUGAGAUGAUGUUAAAAUUAUCUGAUAGUUGGCAAACAUUAAAGGGCACGGUCUCGCUUUUUCUGAAAUAAUUAUUCUUACCUAGGUCUUAAGAAUUUGGUUGAGUGACAUAUCCUUUUAAUGGUAAUAUACUGGCUUGCUUGGGGGAUGGUAAACCUUUCUUUUUUUUUUAAUGAACAUUGAAAGUUUGGGAUCAAAUUUCAAAUGAAAAUGUUCGGUAUAAAGAAGGUUGUAGUUUGGAUAUAGUGAAACGGGUUGUUAGUACAGAAAUUUGAAUUUCAAAUUCCUUAGAUGUCUCUAGAAAGGGUAGUUGUGUCAACUUAUUGAAGUUCAAUCAUUUUACAUAGCUGAGUUCCGAGUUCAAUCAUCUAUAAUUUUCAUUAUAUAAGAAGUUGCUACUAGGCAUUGCUGUUAAUAAUUCGAUAAAGGAUUUUGAUGCGGUGCGAUGUAGA
Durio zibethinus is the source of this 1523-nucleotide messenger RNA. RefSeq lists its product as uncharacterized. The record is from RefSeq and is a predicted model, not a curated record. NCBI's taxonomy places the organism in Eukaryota, Viridiplantae, Streptophyta, Magnoliopsida, Malvales, Malvaceae.